CUUCCAGUGAAAUAACCAUCAAUAAGAGACUCAUCCAUCCGUAAAUGGAUAAAUAGACAAGCACAUUUUCUUACAUAUAAGUUGGAUUUUCAAUUUGUGCCUAAAAUAUCUUGAUAAUAACUUACUUGGAAUUGUAAUUGUGUAAUAAUUUUUCUACAGACUCCCGAAGAAUGGAGUUGGGAAUAACAUUUUUACAAAAUAUUUAUAAUUCAUAAGCAAUACAGAGUCAACAAAACAUGAUUAUUAAUGUUCAUUGAAAAUAUACCUGUUUUAAUAAAUUGAAGCUGAAAAUGAAGUGUAUUCCGUGUCUUCUACUUGUGGUUUGUUUAAAAGUGAUAGAUGCCAAAAUAAAUAUUGAUAUUACAGCCGGAUCGAAGGACCCUAAAGAUGUUAUUAUCAAAUACUCAGGUAUAGAUCUAAAAAUUGUCACAGACCAUGAGAUCAACAUAUUCAAAAUAAAUGAUCGCAAUUUAAAAGAGGCAUUAAAGAAACGGUACGGAGUAAAACCAACGAAUGUUUACGUCAAAAGUCCCACGCCAUGGGGAGAUUUGUACAAGAAAAACAAUUGGGAACAAGUCACGAGGGCAUUAACGAUAAAAUCUGCUAGAAUAAAGAACCUUUCUCUGACACCAGUGAUAGUAACUUCGAACGAUUUUGAGAAUUAUUCAAACAAAACAAUCAAAGUGAACACUGGCAUUAGUCAGGCAGUUGAGAAUUCAGUUACUACAAGUUGGUCGAGGACCAACGAAAUUACAGUGAACUCAGAAGUUGAAUAUGGCAUCAACGUUAUUUUCGAAAAAGCCACCGCUCGGAUGGGGAUUUCUUACACAGCCAAUUGGGGUAAAAGCGAAGAAAAAUCUGAGACUGUCACAAUUGGUUCCAGCACAUCAAUGGAAACUGAAUUGGCUCCUAGGCAAGCCGUUACAAGUGUUUUAUCUGCUAACCGAGGUAAUAUGGAAAUUGAAGUCAUUUAUAAAGCUAUACUUAAAGGAAAUGUAGCGGUGAAUUACAGACGGAAGGUAAACGGUCAUCAUUUUUGGGGCCCAACUAUUCAAGAUGUCAUGACGAAUGGUAAUUUGAACAACGAGAAGACUUCUGUGCAGAUUAUUAAGAUUGGAUUUUAUUCAGAGGCGUCUCUGAAAGUGUACGAUAAGGUAACGGGUGUGCCGAUAUAAAGCAAAUAUUUCGUUUCGCGUAAACUUUUUUGUCAAUUAUUUACCUACCUAGUACCUCUUUUCUGUGCUCUGUGCUAGUACCUACUGACGAUUAAAGGGGGAUUUCUAUUGUGAUGCCUGAUGAAGAUGAUGAAAAUUGCCGUGAAUGAUUGACUCAUUGAAAUACAUUUUCAGUUUUUUAUAAUAAAUAAAAGAAAUAUAUCUGUUGGGGUUGUUAUUAAAAUUAUUGUCAUUUUACAGUUUAAUACAGCAUGUCACGCUAUCCAAAAUUGCAAUUUUUGAAGAAAGGAUGAGGGUUCAUUAGAGGGUUUACAGAUUCUAAAAAAAAAAUUGAGGUUCAUAUAAAGCGCAUACAAUUUUUUUUACAAUUAUCUAAAUAUUAUAGAAUAUAUAUGUAUUUUAAGCAUUUUUCACCAAGAACGUUUUUCAGUAUAAAAUGAUGAGUGCAAAAUUGAGAAAAAUAUAAUAACUUUUUAAUACCUGUUUGAUGUUUAAAAAACUGGAAACUUCUUGAAUACACAAAGUUUCCAGUUUUUGGAUAUGUCGCCAAAAUUCACCCGUUUUCAAAUUUAACUUAUAUUUUUAUAUGAGUAUAUUGUCUGAGUAUAAGUAAUUUUUAUAUAAGUACAAGGGUGCAUCACUUUCAAAUUAAAAUCUAUAAUAAAACAUUGAGCUCUAAAACUUACAUAAAAACCCACCAAGAGCGAGUCGGGCAGGCGCACUGUGAAACGAGAAAUAAUACUUUUGUCGUAUUUAAGGAGCCCCUUUAAUAUAUUUUUAUUCUGUUUUUUAGUAUUUAUUGUUAUAGUGGCAAUAGAAAUACAACAUCAGUGAAAUUUUCAACUGUCUAUAAUAUACUAUUGUUUAUAGUAGGUAUACAUUAAUUAUAACUAGUCAUUGCCAAAAUUCAACCACUUUUUUUAAUAAUAUUAGUGUUUUGUUAUUGUCAAUGAUUAUAUUUCUGAUUGAUUGUGUUGAUUUCAGUGACAAUAGGUGUUUAUCAUGUAAGUAUGUGAUACUUUUAAUUUGUAGAAUACUAGUAUCUAUGAUAUGAUGUAAUUGUUUUAUGAAUUGCCUAAUUGCGAAAUGUAAUAAAGGGUAAAUAAAGUCUUGAAUUGAAUUGAAUAUCACGGUUCAUGAGAUUACAGCCUGGUGACAAACGGACAGGCAGACA
Diatraea saccharalis (sugarcane borer) is the source of this 2349-nucleotide messenger RNA. NCBI's taxonomy places the organism in Eukaryota, Metazoa, Arthropoda, Insecta, Lepidoptera, Crambidae. The record is from the annotation of a GenBank genome assembly.